CUACGAGAUUCUAAUUCUAGGGUUGUCUUUCAUUUCAUUCUGCAACACAUAGCGAUGGCGGCGAGAAAUGCUCUCCUUCGAUACCUUAGAGUCAACGUCAAUCCAUCACUACUAAACCCCACAACAAUCGGCGCUAGAGAAGCAGCACUGCCUUUCGCCGUCCUUCUUCGUCGUUUCUCGGAGGAAGUAAGAGGAUCUUUUCUAGACAAAUCUGAUGUCACAGAUCGCGUUAUCUCCGUCGUCAAAAACUUCCAAAGAGUCGAUCCCUCAAAGGUAACACCGAAAGCCCAUUUCCAUAACGAUCUAGGGUUAGACAGUUUGGACAGUGUGGAAGUUGUGAUGGCAUUGGAGGAAGAAUUCAAAUUUGAGAUCCCUGAUAAUGAAGCUGACAAGAUCCAGUCCGUCGAUCAAGCUGUUGAUUUUAUCGCUUCUCAUCCUCAGGCCACUUAAAAAAGGGAAACAAAUUCUUCAGUGUUAUGCCAUCAUGCCUUCUGUGCCCAAUAAGAAGUUCAGAAACAAACAUAUUUUUUUUGGCUCUACUUUUGUUUUCAUAUGGUAUUAGAUGUGUUCUUUGCUUGAGUUUACGAGGUCUUUCCUGAAACUUUGUUGUUCUUGACAAUCUUUUGAUGAAUAAUGCAUCUGAGACUCGUUGCA
Molecule: messenger RNA, 654 nt
Organism: Raphanus sativus (radish)
Lineage: Eukaryota; Viridiplantae; Streptophyta; Magnoliopsida; Brassicales; Brassicaceae
Product: acyl carrier protein 2, mitochondrial
Exons: 2
Coding region: 55-450 (131 amino acids)
Biological process (GO): fatty acid biosynthetic process
Cellular component (GO): mitochondrion
Molecular function (GO): acyl carrier activity; acyl binding
Source: RefSeq, a predicted model, not a curated record